Messenger RNA from Plenodomus lingam JN3, 150 nucleotides. The record is from RefSeq and is a predicted model, not a curated record. NCBI's taxonomy places the organism in Eukaryota, Fungi, Ascomycota, Dothideomycetes, Pleosporales, Leptosphaeriaceae.
AUGCCCGCACAGACCCUCCAAUCCACACUGCAGAACAUUGGACUAUUCACGCUAGCGUGGCCAGCCCGCGCCAAAACCCCUUCGAGCAAAGACGACCGUGGCUGUGCUCUAGCCCCGCCAAGCAACCACGCGCCACGGUUGCAAAAAUAG